Molecule: messenger RNA, 5562 nt
Organism: Drosophila innubila
Lineage: Eukaryota; Metazoa; Arthropoda; Insecta; Diptera; Drosophilidae
Gene: Fur2
Product: furin-like protease 2
Exons: 16
Coding region: 279-5360 (1693 amino acids)
Biological process (GO): protein processing
Cellular component (GO): trans-Golgi network; Golgi membrane
Molecular function (GO): serine-type endopeptidase activity
Source: RefSeq, a predicted model, not a curated record
AAGUUCAGUUUAAGCUGGAGCGCAGUCGAGGUUGCGUCGUUUGCUCGUUCGGUCGGUUCGCUCCGCUUCGUUCCGUUCGGUUAGUUCCUCAUGAUAAACCAAAUCUAUGAAGAUAUAUGAAAUCUGGAGGAUACAACAAAAAAUACAUAAAACUAAAUACACUCACUCUCACGUAAUCGAAAUACAUGCACAGAAAACUGGAGAAACGAGAAGCAAUCUCAAUACAAAUACUUAAAAAAGAAAUAGAUUAUAUAUAUAGUAUCUAAAGAGUGUUAAAUAUGCUUGAUAAAAGCAUUGAUAAAACAAUAACCGUCGAAUUACCAUUUUUUGUGGAACGAACGUGUACUGAUUGCGAUACCAACGAGAGCAUUAACCUGCGACCAGAAUCAGAAUCUAAAUCGAAAUCAUCAUCAUCAUCCACAUUCACAUCCACAACAUCAAGAUCUACAGAAUUCCGAUCAUUAGGAGGAGCAAGUGCAUCGAAAGAUUGUUUAGAAAGAAGAAAGUGCUGCAAGAUCAGCAGAUGCCAUCCAAAUGCAAAACUAAAACUCUACAGAAAUAUCUAUUUAUGCAAAUGUAAUCGAAUGGCAAAAAGCUGUAUAUAUUUUGUAUUAGUUUUAGCAAUUUUAAAUCUAAGAAAUACUAGUGCUGCUUUUCAUCAAGAACCACAACAAGAACAUAAUAAUUAUAAUAAUACAAUUAAUAAUUAUAAUGAUAAUGUAACUCAAAAUUCAGCUGGUGGAUUACUUGAUAAUGCCAGUGAAAUAACUCCAAGCAACAAUUACUCGAUAUAUCACGAUAAAUAUAAAACUAUAAAAUACCCAGAUCCAAAAUUGAUCAUCGCUGAGACUGAAUCUGAAUCUGAAUCUGCAUCUGCAUCGGAGGCUAGUAAUACUCACAACAGCAACAACAAUAUUAAUGCCAGUGUGAAAAAGCAAAAGAACAACAACAACAAGCAACAGCAGAAGAAAGUUGAAGAGACUGAAGAGAGGCAUCAUCUGUUGGGAGAUUUAGAUACAUUUGGUACAUAUAGUAUACCAGAUGAACCGAUCUAUACUAAUGAAUUUGCCGUGCAUAUACCCGCUGGCAAAUCUAUCGCCGAUACCAUAGCCGAUAGAUACGGCUUCGUUAAUCGUGGUCAGAUCGGUGCCCUUGACGAUUAUUAUCUGUUCCAACAUCAUCGCGUGUCAAAACGUUCGCUUCGCUCGAGUCGCAAGCAUCACAGUGCCUUAAAGUCGGAGUUCGAGGUGAAAUGGCUACAGCAGCAGCAUGAGAAGAUCAGACAUAAACGCGAUGGCCCCUAUCAAGAUAUACCCACCUACAGUCCGUACAAUAUUUUACGCCAGCCUAAUGACUACGCUCUCGAUCCCAUUACGAAUACGUAUCCCCCUUUUUCAUAUUCCCCAGACCCUUCCCUAUCUUCAACAACAUCGCUUGUGGGUGGAACGCAUUCGCCGCGACUCAAAUACCGAGAUGUCACGCCUCUGCUCAUCUUCUCUGAUCCGUUGUUUAAGGAACAGUGGUAUUUGGUGAGUAAAAAUGGAGGUGCUAAGGAUGGCCUGGACAUGAACAUCGUGCCCGCCUGGCAGAAGGGAUACACUGGCAAAGGUGUCGUCGUGUCCAUUCUAGAUGACGGCAUACAGACAAAUCAUCCAGAUCUCGCUCAAAAUUAUGAUCCAGACGCUUCCUUCGAUAUUAAUGGCAACGAUUCAGAUCCAACGCCACAGGACAAUGGUGACAAUAAACAUGGCACCAGAUGCGCCGGCGAAGUGGCAGCUGUUGCCUUUAAUAACUACUGUGGAGUGGGCGUGGCAUAUAAUGCCAGCAUUGGUGGUGUUCGUAUGUUGGAUGGCAAAGUCAAUGAUGUGGUUGAGGCACAAGCCUUGAGCUUGAAUCCCUCGCACAUUGACAUUUACAGCGCAUCUUGGGGGCCAGAGGAUGACGGUUCCACGGUCGAUGGACCCGGACCUUUGGCACGUCGGGCUUUUAUCUAUGGCGUCACCAGUGGACGUCAGGGUAAGGGCUCCAUAUUUGUGUGGGCCUCCGGAAAUGGUGGACGCUACACGGACUCGUGCAACUGUGAUGGUUAUACCAACUCCAUUUUCACACUCUCCAUAUCAAGCGCCACGCAAGCUGGCUACAAGCCAUGGUAUCUGGAAGAGUGCUCCUCCACGCUGGCAACGACAUAUAGUUCGGGAACACCUGGUCACGAUAAGAGCGUGGCAACCGUUGACAUGGAUGGACGUCUGCGUCCUGAUCACAUUUGCACGGUGGAGCAUACGGGCACCUCGGCAUCAGCUCCCUUGGCCGCUGGUAUCUGCGCCCUGGCGCUGGAGGCGAAUCCAGAUUUAACCUGGCGUGAUAUGCAGUACCUUGUGGUGUACACAUCUCGACCGGGACCACUUGAAAAGGAGAGCGGCUGGACACCGAAUGGUGUGAAGCGUAAAUACAGUCAUAAGUUUGGCUAUGGAUUGAUGGAUGCGGGUGCCAUGGUUACCCUGGCGGAGCAAUGGAAUUCGGUGCCGCCGCAGCACAUCUGCAAGUCGCGGGAGAACAACGAGGAUCGCAAUAUCGCUGGUGAAUACGGCUUCACGUUGGCCACCCACAUGGAUGUCAACGGCUGUGCCGGAACCAUCAAUGAAGUGCGUUAUCUGGAGCAUGUCCAGUGUCGCAUCACAUUACGUUUCUUUCCGCGUGGCAAUCUACGGAUUCUACUCACCUCACCGAUGGGCACAACGAGCACAUUGUUGUUUGAACGACCACGCGACAUUGUCAAGUCCAAUUUCGAUGAUUGGCCAUUUUUGAGUGUGCAUUUUUGGGGCGAGAAGGCCGAAGGACGUUGGACACUCCAGGUGAUCAAUAGCGGACGUCGUCGCGUCAAUCAACCGGGCAUCUUAUCAAAAUGGCAGCUCAUCUUCUAUGGCACCUCAACGCAACCGAUGCGUCUCAAAUCCGAGUUAUUGAACACUCAAUUGCGCAACAGUCCCGUUGCCAGCAAUCCGUUCAUCUUCUCGUCUGCCUCCAACAUUGGCCAGCCCGCCAACGAAGGUGGCAACUUCAAUACGGAUAAUUUUGCCGGAUAUCUCAACUAUCAGAAUAUCUUUAGCAGCGCUGGCUCCAGCCCCGAGGUGGCAACUGCCACUUUGGAUGGACACAAUGUAACCACAACGUCGGUUGACCAACAGCAAGACCAACAACAACAGCAGACCCGUGCUCCAUUCAAUGGGGACAACAAGCUCAUCAUGUAUUCCUGUGAUGCCGAAUGCGGUACUCUCGGCUGCUUUGGUCGGGGUCCUACACAGUGUGUGGCCUGCAGUCACUAUCGCCUGGAUAACACCUGCGUAAGUCGUUGUCCUCCUCGCUCGUUUCCAAAUCAAGUGGGCAUCUGUUGGCCAUGUCACGAUUCCUGUGAAACAUGCGCCGGCGCCGGGCCGGACAGCUGUCUCACCUGUGCACCCGCUCACCUCCAUGUCACCGAUCUCGCCGUCUGCCUGCAAGUCUGUCCCGAUGGUUACUUUGAGGAUGUAAAAAAUCGCACAUGUGUGCCGUGUGAGCCGAAUUGUGCCUCCUGCCAGGAUCGUCCAGAAUAUUGCACCAGCUGUGAUCAUCAUCUGGUUAUGCAUGAGAACAAGUGCUACUCCGCCUGUCCUCUGGACACAUACGAAACAGAGGAGAACAAAUGUGCCUAUUGUCAUUCCUCCUGUGCCACAUGCAAUGGAGCAACCGAGAAUGAUUGCAUCACCUGCCGUCCCAGUCGCUAUGCCUUGCAAAAUAAAUGCCUCAACAACUGCCCCGAUGGUCAUUAUGCGGAUAAGAAGCGUCUCGAGUGCUUGCCAUGCCACGAGGGCUGCAAGACCUGCAUCAGCAAUGGCAUCUGCACCGAAUGCCUGCCCAACUGGACGCUUAACAAGAAGGAAAAAUGCAGUGUGGCUGGAAGUGAGAUCUGUGCGGAUUCUGAGUUUUAUAGCCAGAAGGAGAGCGGCUGCAAGUCAUGCCACAGUUCCUGUGAGACCUGCAACGGACCAUUGUCUAGCAACUGUUUGUCCUGCUCUCAGAAUCGUUUGCUGGAGCAGAGCAGCUGUGUGAGCGGCUGCCAGGAUGGUUACUACAUGGAAACGGGUGUCUGCACGCCUUGCUUGCACACAUGCACCCAAUGCGUGUCGCGUACCAAUUGCAGCAACUGCUCCAAGGGACUCGAACUACAGAAUGGCGAGUGUCGCACCACCUGUGCCGAUGGUUAUUAUAGCGAUCGCGGCAUCUGUGCCAAGUGUUAUCUCAGCUGUCACACGUGCAGUGGACCUCGUCGCAAUCAGUGUGUGCAAUGUCCGGCGGGUUGGCAGCUUGCAGCUGGCGAAUGUCAUCCGGAAUGUCCCGAGGGUUUCUACAAGUCCGAAUUUGGCUGUCAGAAAUGUCAUCAUUACUGCAAAACAUGCAACGGUGCUGGUCCAUUGGCUUGCUCCUCGUGUCCGCCACACUUUAUGCUCGAUGGUGGGCUCUGCAUGGAAUGUCUCAGCUCCCAGUACUACGAUACAACAACGCAAACUUGCAAAAUAUGCCACGAGUCGUGUCACUCGUGCUUUGGUCCAGGACAAUACUCGUGCAAGGCGUGCGUUGCACCCCUUCAUCUGGAUCGCUUGAAUAGCCAGUGUGUGCCCUGUUGUCAGGCCAAGAGUCAAGAAAAAACUGAUGCGACUGCGGAUGAGGAGCACUGUUGUCACUGCGAUGCGGAGUUGGGUGAAUGUAAAAGUGCAUCAACAGGUGGCAAACGUCGAACAGUUGUCGGCACCGACAGUAUUUUCAGGAGUGCAAUCAGGGAUAGACAUCAAGAGUUGGCCAAUGAUGGCAACAGCGGCGCCUUUGUCUUCAGACUUGACUCACCGCUAACAGCCAUCACAGCAAUUGCGGUGGCCAUUUGUUUGCUAAUCAUCACAAUAUUCUCAAUUAUAUUUGCCGUGCUACAGCGCAAUAGUAAUCAUACAUCGCGCAAAUCGGUGAGAUAUAGGAAAAUCAAUGGUCGAAAAUGCAAUGCUGGCAAUGAAGCCAGAUUUAUAUUCAAUGUGGAUGAGAAUGCUGAUGAUACAGAUGAUAAUACCGAUGAUGAUAACGAUAAUGAUGAUUUGGAUGUCAAUAGAUUGCUGGCAAACAACAAGAGAAUUGUUUACGAACAACAACACCACAACAAUGGAAACGAAUUUUUUAUGAAAAGUACAAAUGAUAUUGAUGCGAUCGAGUUUCAUGGAAACAAAGGUGUCAAAAAUCCCAAUAUGAACUCUGAUUGUAGCAGUCCCACGUUUAUGAAUCCGCCAACAAGCAGUAGCAACAAUAGAAGAAUCAACAGCAGAAACAAUGUUCAAAGCUGAUUUUUGAAUAAUUCCAAUGUGAAUAUACCAACAGCAACAACAACACCAACACCAACAACUUUGAUCCUGAAUUUCUUGCUCUGGACUAGUAAAUUUUAACCUUACUUGAGGAAUAUAUAGCGAAUCGAAAUAUUUAACAUCCGAAAUGAUAAAAAUUUAUAUGUGAUUGUGAAUUGUUUUUAUAUAUAUAUAUAUUUGUAAA